AGGAGGGGAGAGAAGAAGGGGGUGGAGGCGGGUGAGAGUGUGUUGAAGCCUUUAAAUUGUGGACAACUUCCAAUAGAUGUGAGUGACUAAGAGAGACUGAGAAACACAAUUAGGGAAAAAAGUCCUGAGGUUGAAAGGAGAGAAGAAGAGGAAGAAAAAGAAGAAGAAAUGAAGGACUUGGCGCAGUCAGUAGAAGUUGGGGUGUUUCAGCAGAGGGGAGGUAAAGUAACUCGACCAAAAGUUUGGCUAAAGAAUGAACUCAUUCGUGUGGGACUUGCUGAAUCACUUAGCACAUAUGUCAUGAUGUCAUUGGGCUUGGGGUCUGUGGCCCAGGUAGUGACCGGUCAGGGAGCUUUUGGACAGUACCUCAGCAUCAACCUGGGUUUUGGACUGGCUGUUGCCAUGGGGUCUCAUGUUGGAGGGAAGAUCUCGGGGGCUCAUAUGAACGGAGCCGUAUCAUUCACAAUGUGUGUGUUUCGCCGCCUCCCGUGGAAGAUGCUACCUCUUUAUAUUUCGGCACAGCUAUUGGGGUCAUUUCUGGCAGCAGGGACAAUUUAUGCUGUCUACUAUGAAGCCAUUCAUGACUACUGUGGAGGGAACCUGACUGUGACUGGUGAGAAGGCCACAGCUGGUAUCUUUGCCACCUAUCCUGCUCCAUACCUCUCUCUGAUAGCUGGAUUUUUUGACCAGGUAUUUGGCACAGCGAUGCUACUACUGUGCCUUAUGGCUCUAUCCGACCAGAAGAACAAACCAGCGCCAGCAGGAAGUGAGCCUGCAUUUGUGGGUUUCCUGGUGCUUCUCAUUGGCAUUUCUUUGGGUAGCAACAGUGGCUAUGCCAUCAACCCCACCAGAGACAUCGCACCCAGGGUUUUCACUGCCAUGGCAGGCUGGGGAACUGAUGUGUUCAGGGUUGGAAAUGGAUGGUGGUGGGUGCCUCUAGUUGCAACCCCUAUUGGAGGAGUCCUUGGAGCAGGGCUAUACAAGGCUGUUGUGGAACUGCAACACCCACACCUCUCUGAAGCAGGUGGAGAGAUGGUUGAAGAAGCUGUCCCUCUGGAUAAAGAGAUAAAUACCAGUGAAAAUGUGUGUGUGUGACACCCUAGCUAAGUUGACAGCUAAGUGAAUAGCUCUAUGAAGAUGCAACAUUCAAUGAAGGUAAAGGGUUAAAAAGCCCAAAACUAACUUGUUAGAUGGGAGACAGAAGACGAUUAGCAAACAGGGAGUGAAAUAAAGAUUUGUUUAAAUCAAAAAUGCUCACCGUGUUUUACACAAUUUCAACAUCAACUUAACCUGGGUGUGGUGAAUUAAUUUUCCCAAGUGGCAACAUGGGAAACUGAGACUGUUGUGGAGGGCCGCACCAAUAAGAUGAACUCAUUUCUGCUCAAUAUUAAUUAUUCCUUUAUAAGCUGCUGCUGGUAAGAGUAGAUGUUACAAUUAGGCCCUAAUUGUGGUCUCUUGGGAAAAUUAAUUGCCCAUCCCUGACUUAUUCUUCUAGAGUUAUUGUAAAUGAUAGACUACAAUACAUAUAAAAUAUACACUAUUAGACAUUUUGACUCACUGUGCUCGUUACUAUACGCUACAAUAAAAAGGUUUAAGACAAACAUAGGGUCACUUUAGAGAUGAAAAAUUGACAAAACCACACUUGCUCACUCAUGCUGUUUUUAUUACUGCAAUAGCAGCUGAUGUAACCUUAGAAGACAUCAUAAAUAUCAUUCACUUUAACACUCAACAUGGGACUACUUCCACAACUGUGGAAAAACUUAAGGGUAUGCAAAGAGAAGCAAACAGCCCCCACACACUACAGCAAAGAUCAUAUAUCUUUUUGAAAAUCAAACACACAGUAGGAGAUGACUCCUCACUGCUUGAAAGGACAGCGGCAAAACCAAAUACAGACAUUUUUCUUUCUAGCAUUCUUGUGCACAGCAGCCUACAGACAAAAAGUACAUAUCUUCUGCUUCUCCAAAGUACUUGAACCAAAACUGUAGAUGUGAGAUCGGGUGUACUGAGCUUUAUACUUGUGUUACAAGAGCCAUUUUGUUAAGCGGUUACCCAAUUUAGAAUCAGUAGGUGGGGUCUGUGGCAGGGGUAUUGGCUGAAUUAAACUUCUCUGGUGAUUCUUUGUAGGGUCUACAGGGAUUACCUAUGUACGAGGUUGAUGUUGUUGCGGGUAUUCAAGCUUGUGCGUGGUAUGUGUGAUCAUGUCCCGAUCUAUUAGAUUCAGUGCCAGGAACAAAAAAGUAGCCAGACAUGCAUAAGAGGAAUCAGUGGUACUAAAUGGACCAAUCAUAAUUCUGGUGCGAUGUAUAGUUGCUUAUUAAGGUUAGGGCAAGCACUACGUUGUUGGCUUUCAUAGAGGUUUGUUGUUUUGACAUACCUGUAGCGAAGACUUAACAAAGUAUGAAUCAUGUGAAGCAGACACAAGAUAAUCAUUCACAACCUAUAGCCAGUUUAGAGUCACCAGAUAAUCUGAUGUGAAUGUCUGUGGAAGAAGCAAGAGUUACUGGUGAGAACUCGCACAGGCA
Molecule: messenger RNA, 2522 nt
Organism: Oreochromis niloticus (Nile tilapia)
Lineage: Eukaryota; Metazoa; Chordata; Actinopteri; Cichliformes; Cichlidae
Gene: aqp7
Product: aquaporin 7
Exons: 7
Coding region: 169-1095 (308 amino acids)
Biological process (GO): water transport; glycerol transmembrane transport
Cellular component (GO): plasma membrane; basolateral plasma membrane
Molecular function (GO): glycerol channel activity; urea transmembrane transporter activity; water channel activity
Source: RefSeq, a predicted model, not a curated record